AUGGACAUAAGCACAGUCAACUCUCUUUGCUACGAAGAUUUUGUGGAUACUUUUGGAAAUGUUGUCGAGAGAGGUCCUCUGAUGGCUGCCGCGGUGUGGUCACACCGCCCAUUCUCCAACUUGUCUGAGCUGGAAGCCCACAUCUCUGAUUUCAUAGACAAGCUCCCCGAAUCAGGUAAGGAGGGAAUUCUCAGAUGCCUCCCUGACCUGGCGGGCCGGGACCUCCAGAGGGGGACGUUGAGCCGCGAGUCCCAAGAUGAACAGAGCCAGGCCGGUGACACCGGCAUGGCAUCCCUCAGUCCCGCGGAGACCACACGGAUGCACCAGCUCAACGCAGACUACAAGAAGCGCUUUGGCUUCCCGUUUGUCAUAUGCGCCAAAAUGAGCGACAAAGCGGGUAUUCUGCGGCAGCUGGCCGAGCGCUCUGGGAACGACCUCAGUCAGGAGAGGGAGUGCGCAAUCAGUGAGGUUAAAAAGAUCUGCUGUCUCCGGCUGCGCAAUCUUGUGCUGUCGGAGACGCGAAAUAAGCAGUAG
Molecule: messenger RNA, 534 nt
Organism: Engraulis encrasicolus (European anchovy)
Lineage: Eukaryota; Metazoa; Chordata; Actinopteri; Clupeiformes; Engraulidae
Product: 2-oxo-4-hydroxy-4-carboxy-5-ureidoimidazoline decarboxylase-like
Exons: 3
Coding region: 1-534 (177 amino acids)
Biological process (GO): allantoin metabolic process; urate catabolic process
Cellular component (GO): peroxisome
Molecular function (GO): 2-oxo-4-hydroxy-4-carboxy-5-ureidoimidazoline decarboxylase activity
Source: RefSeq, a predicted model, not a curated record